Racocetra fulgida is the source of this 1041-nucleotide messenger RNA. Lineage: Eukaryota; Fungi; Glomeromycota; Glomeromycetes; Diversisporales; Gigasporaceae. The record is from the annotation of a GenBank genome assembly.
AAUUCGGAGAAGGAUUUAUUACUGUUAAAAGAAUUAUUGAACCUCAUAAAACAAGAAGAACCUUUCGGAAUCGUAACAUUACUAACCAUUACAAAUUACAAGAAGAAUUUAAUGAUGAGAAUAUUAUUGAUAAAAUGCUUAAUAAAAUAAUGGAGCAAGAUGCUGAAAUCAGAAAAUUGAGGGAUGUUUUUGAAAGUAUAGUAUACAAACAUAAAACGCCCGAUAAUAACGAUGGUUCGAUCACUUUCGACCAAAAUUUAUCGAUCAAUAGAUUAUUGAUGAAUUUAAGAAUUGAGUUAUGUGAAUCUGAUGAGGAGACAUGGAUCAACAUAAAUUCAAGAUUAGAAACGAUUUUUGGGCGCAGUAAAGAUUUAAAAACACAACUUGACAAAUAUCAAAAGAACAAAUAUUUACAAUUAAUUGAUAUACUGAGUCUUGCAGAGUCAUCACUUAAUAGUUUUCUCAAAGAACAUGAAGGCAUCAAUUCGCAUGAAACAUUGAGAGGCUCGAACAAUGAUGAAUACUUAAUAGAAAGUGAUGACAAACAAACUUUUUCGAAAAAAGAAUUUAAAUCCAGAAAUUCGAUUGAUGAUGAAUGCUUAACAGAAAGUGACGAGAAUGACAAGAAUGACAAAGAAAAUCAUAAAAAAAUAGUUAAACAAAAGGGUUUGAAAAAAGAAUGGAGUACUAUUGCUCAUUCUUUACUUUUCCCUGAAUCCGACGACUUGUCUCUUCAAAUUAAAUUCCAGGAUAAUAGUAUCUACCUUGAUUUGGGAGAUAAUGACCGUUCGAUUAAUUUUGACGAGCAUCAGUUUAAUUUUCAAGAUAAUUUUGAAUCAAUUAUAAAUGAAUUAAAAAUUUGGAAAAGGAUUGAUUCGACUUUGGAAGUGGUGAAUUUAGAAGUCACUUAUUUUAGAAUUCGUCAUUAUUUAAUUCUUUUUGAUGCAUACAUCGCUCUAUUCAAACAAGCAAGAAAGGAUACACCAGGAAAAUAUGAAAAUUAUAGUAUCAAACAAAAAAUUGAAAACGGAAUACCCCUUG